ACAAGUUGCAGCAUGUCCCUUCAGUUUUGUACAGGUGUACCGGCUCCUCCCCUUCAGUUUUGUACAGGUGAACCGGAUCCUCCCCUACAGUCUUGCACAGGUGUACCUGCUCCUCCCCUUCAGUCUUGCACAGGUGGACCGGCUCCUCCCCUUCAGUCUUGCACAGGUGUACCGGCUCCUCCCCUUUAGUCUUGCACAGUUGUACCGAUUCCUUCCCUUCAGUCUUGCACAGGUGUACCAGCUCCUCCCCUUCCGUCUUGCAGAGUUGUACCGGCUCCUCCCCUUCAGUCUUGCACAGUUGUACCGAUUCCUUCCCUUCAGUCUUGCACAGGUGUACCGGCUCCUCCCCUUCAGUCUUGCACAGGUGUACCGGCUCCUCCCCUUCAGUCUCGUACAGGUGUACCGGCUCCUCCCCUUCAGUCUU
Molecule: messenger RNA, 424 nt
Organism: Staurois parvus
Lineage: Eukaryota; Metazoa; Chordata; Amphibia; Anura; Ranidae
Source: the annotation of a GenBank genome assembly